CCAACCUCAAAAAUGAGAAGCAGAAACUUCCAGUUUGUGUUGUGGCUUAAAUAGCUUGUGGCAGACCAAUUGUUUGCUGAGACCAACCAGGAAAGCUGGAUCAAUACAUAAAAACUAUUAGAAAGCAUCAUAGAGGCUUCCAUAGAACAAGGAAUUUCAGGAGCCAAGACCCUAGAGAGAGAGAAAGCUGGAUGUGGCAUCUGCUGGCUCUUCAGCAGUGACUGAAGGACUGAGUGUACAGAUGAUGAUAACUGGGAGGCUGGCAUCAAGACAGGCAUGGAAUUAAAAAUGAGACUGCCCCAAGCACAUCUGUAGGAGUGGAGUCUUGACCUGGGCAUUCCAUUUGUGGCUGAGACAGAAAUGAAAGAUUCAGUGCUGCCCCAGCAGAUUUUUUUUAUACAGAAACAACCAGCUAUGUCUUGGGAUCAAAAUCCAGAACAAUCAACUGGAAAUUACAGUGAAGAUGAACAAAACGGAAAGCAAAAAUGGAGAGAAGGAGGAGGAGAAGCAGGCAGAAAGAGAGAACGAGAAAAAGAAGAAGAAAAUGAGAAGGAGCUGGAAGAUGAACCGGAAAAUAAAAGGAAAAGGGAAAAUGAGAAACAGAAACAGUAUCCCGAGAAAAGAUUAGUCAGCAAAUCCCUCAUGGAUACUCUCUGGGCAAAGUUUAAGUUAAACAGGUGCCCCACAAUACAAGAGAGUCUAUCACUCUCAUUUGAAUUUGACAUGACACAUAAACAGAUAAGUCAAUGGUUUUGUAAAAAGAGGAAGAAAUAUAAUAAAGAAAUGUCCAAGAGAAAGCAUAAGAAAAAAACAUACAAGGUAAGAAAGUGUUUCUUGUAAAAUAAAAGGAAGUAGAGACCGGAGAACUU
This is a messenger RNA of Rhinopithecus roxellana (golden snub-nosed monkey), 869 nucleotides long. It is a transcript of the gene NANOGNB, whose product is annotated as NANOG neighbor homeobox. The coding region runs from base 361 to 840 and encodes 159 amino acids. The record is from RefSeq and is a predicted model, not a curated record. The transcript has 4 exons. NCBI's taxonomy places the organism in Eukaryota, Metazoa, Chordata, Mammalia, Primates, Cercopithecidae. Gene Ontology annotation, molecular function: DNA binding.